Messenger RNA from Eupeodes corollae, 2524 nucleotides. It is a transcript of the gene SdhA, whose product is annotated as succinate dehydrogenase [ubiquinone] flavoprotein subunit, mitochondrial. Gene Ontology annotation, molecular function: succinate dehydrogenase (quinone) activity; electron transfer activity; flavin adenine dinucleotide binding. Gene Ontology annotation, biological process: tricarboxylic acid cycle; mitochondrial electron transport, succinate to ubiquinone. The coding region runs from base 209 to 2185 and encodes 658 amino acids. The transcript is spliced from 6 exons. Lineage: Eukaryota; Metazoa; Arthropoda; Insecta; Diptera; Syrphidae. The record is from RefSeq and is a predicted model, not a curated record.
CUGUCAUCAUUGUCGUUCAUAUCGGUGCUCAUUCGAGUUUCGAGUAAAUGUGAUUAAAGUAACGAGGGAAUUUAAAAUCCUUGUUAAAAACGAGGGCGGCCGUACCGUAGCCUUAACGAAAAAAUAAGAAACAAAACUAUAAGUAAAAAUUAUAAAAAAUUAGAAUUCGGAUUUUUCGUGUGUGACACCAAAAGCAACGUUUGCUGAAAUGGCGAGCCUUUUACGACUGCCUUCGAUCCUGGCUAGAAAUGCAGCAGCGAUGGCAAGACCAUCCACCGUACUGGCCUCUCGUAAGCUGCAUAUUACACAUGGGUCCACUAAUGUGACAAAAUCCGAGGGCAUUUCAAAAGAGUACCCCAUUGUGGAUCAUGAGUAUGAUGCCAUUGUCGUAGGUGCGGGUGGUGCUGGCCUUCGUGCUGCUUUUGGAUUGGUUGCUGAAGGUUUUAAAACUGCCGUUAUCACAAAGCUGUUCCCAACUCGGUCACAUACUAUUGCCGCACAAGGUGGUAUAAAUGCAGCUCUUGGAAACAUGGAAGAGGAUGAUUGGAAAUGGCAUAUGUACGAUACAGUCAAAGGUUCUGAUUGGUUGGGAGACCAGGAUGCCAUUCAUUUCAUGACCCGCGAAGCUGCGAAAGCCGUUAUAGAACUUGAAAACUAUGGAAUGCCUUUCUCGCGUACCCCAGAUGGUAAAAUCUAUCAACGAGCUUUUGGCGGACAGAGUUUAAAAUUCGGUAAAGGUGGUCAGGCACAUAGGUGUUGUGCUGUCGCUGACAGAACUGGUCACUCCCUACUGCACACUUUGUAUGGCCAAUCACUAAGUUAUGAUUGUAACUAUUUUAUCGAAUAUUUCGCACUAGAUCUCUUGUUCGAAAACGGUGAAUGUCGCGGUGUCAUUGCUUUGUGCCUUGAAGACGGAACACUCCAUCGUUUCCGAGCACAAAACACUGUCAUUGCCACUGGUGGCUAUGGACGUACUUACUUCUCUUGUACCUCUGCCCACACAUGUACUGGAGACGGUACUGCUAUGAUUGCCCGUCAAAACCUUCCAAAUCAAGAUUUAGAAUUCGUUCAGUUCCACCCGACUGGUAUUUAUGGAGCUGGUUGCCUUAUCACUGAAGGUUCCCGAGGUGAAGGAGGUUAUUUGGUAAAUUCAAAGGGAGAACGUUUUAUGGAACGUUAUGCUCCCGUAGCCAAGGAUUUGGCAUCCCGUGAUGUGGUUUCGAGAUCAAUGACUGUGGAAAUCAUGGAAGGUCGUGGUUGUGGACCUGAAAAGGAUCACGUUUACCUACAAUUGCAUCAUUUGCCACCAGAGCAAUUGGCCCAGAGGUUGCCUGGUAUAUCUGAAACUGCUAUGAUUUUUGCGGGAGUGGAUGUUACUCGCGAACCUAUUCCAGUACUCCCCACCGUUCACUAUAACAUGGGUGGUAUACCAACCAACUAUCGUGGACAGGUUUUAAAUAUUGACAAAAAUGGAAAAGAUGUUAUAGUACCAGGAUUGUAUGCGUGUGGAGAGUCAUCUUCGUCAUCUGUUCACGGAGCUAAUCGUUUAGGGGCUAAUUCUUUACUGGAUUUGGUUGUGUUUGGUCGUGCAUGUGCAAAAACUAUAGCUGAAGAGUGCAGACCGGGUGCACCUGCACCAAAGCUUUCUGAUAAUGCUGGAGAGGCAUCAGUGGCAAAUCUAGAUAAAGUGCGAUAUGCUGACGGUAAGAUAAGCACAGCUGAUUUAAGAUUAAAGAUGCAGAAGGCGAUGCAAAAACAUGCUGCUGUAUUCCGUGACGGUCCAGUACUUCAAGAGGGAUGCAAGGUUUUGGCUAAUAUUUACAACGAGUUUAAAGAUAUUAAAGUAUCUGAUAGAUCUCUCGUUUGGAACUCUGAUCUCGUUGAAACCUUGGAACUUCAAAAUCUGUUAUCAAAUGCCGUUAUGACAAUUGUUGCAGCUGAAAACCGCAAGGAAUCUCGUGGUGCUCAUGCACGUGAAGAUUUCAAAGUUCGCAUAGAUGAAUAUGAUUAUAGCAAACCCGUUGAAGGACAAGAAAAACGACCAAUAGAUCAACAUUGGCGCAAACACACACUAUUGUGGCUUAAUACUGAGACAGGCAAUGUUGAAAUCAAGUACAGAAACGUUAUCGACACAACUUUAGAUGACUCAGUUCAGGCAAUACCGCCAGCUGUUCGCUCAUACUAAGCAAACACAACUCUCAUCAAACAAAAAUAAUAUAAAUUUAGUUCAUUUUGUAUUUAAAUCAAACAAGUAAUUUAUAAAAUGCCUCUCAAUUUUUAAACUUGUUCAUGUUUUGCCGAAAGAGAAAACACUCUUAAUAAACCGCUCGUAAAUACUUAAGUUUCCCGUUGUGUCUAAAAAUCAAGCCUCCUAUUUUUCUGAACAUUUUUUGAUUACGUUAUUUAUUUCUUUGUUAUUAUACUAUAUUGAUGGUAUUAUUAUUUUUAUUAAAAAAGAAAUGAAAAAUAGAUGAUAUACGAAGUAGUGAACUACAUCUUCAUCUUUUUUCUUUGAUUAAUUUUA